AUGAAGAACGUUAAUAGAAAUACAAGAUUUGAUGGGAAGAAGAAUGAUAAGAUGAGUUCUAAGGGAAGGGUGAACAGGAAGGAUAUGCGAGGAAAGGAUAGAAUGCAGAAUAAGAAGAAAGGGAGUGCAGUGAAGGGUGGUGACAAGAAAGUGUUGGUUGAAGCGCAUCCAAGAUUUGCUGGAGUGUAUAUUUCACGAGGCAAGGAAGACCUGCUGCUUACUAAGAACAUGGUUCCUGGAGUGAGUGUGUAUGGAGAGAAGAGAGUGGUUGUUGAAUGUGAUGGAGAGAAGGUUGAGUAUAGGAUGUGGAAUGCAUAUAGAAGUAAGCUUGCAGCAGGGAUAGUGUGUGGGGUUAAGGACAUACAUAUUGGGCCUGGAAGCAAAGUGCUGUAUUUGGGAGCGUCAUCUGGGACGACUGUUUCGCAUGUGUCUGAUAUUGUUGGCAAAGAAGGAGUUGUGUAUGCGGUUGAGUUCAGCGAGAGGUCUGGACGAGACCUAGUGAACAUGUGUAUGAAGAGGACGAAUGUAGUGCCGAUCAUAGAGGAUGCAAGGCAUCCAUCGCGGUACAGAAUGCUUGUACCGAUGGUUGACUGUAUUUUUUCUGAUGUGUCGCAACCAGACCAGACAAGGAUAGUUGGAUUGAAUGCACAGUAUUUUUUGAAGGAGAGCGGAGGAAUAGAUGUGUCAAUCAAGGCGAACUGUGUGAAUUCGGCGGUUCCUGCUGAGACAGUUUUUGCUGAUGAGGUGAAUGUGCUGAGGAAGUGUGGCAUAAAACCAAAAGAGCAGAUAACGCUUGAUCCAUUUGAGAAGGACCAUGCGGUUAUUGUUGGAAUAUUCAAGAGUAGCAAGUCAUCAGAGAAGUGA
Molecule: messenger RNA, 864 nt
Organism: Ordospora colligata OC4
Lineage: Eukaryota; Fungi; Microsporidia; Ordosporidae
Product: fibrillarin
Exons: 1
Coding region: 1-864 (287 amino acids)
Biological process (GO): rRNA methylation; box C/D sno(s)RNA 3'-end processing
Cellular component (GO): nucleolus; box C/D methylation guide snoRNP complex; small-subunit processome
Molecular function (GO): RNA binding; rRNA methyltransferase activity; histone H2AQ104 methyltransferase activity
Source: RefSeq, a predicted model, not a curated record